This is a messenger RNA of Phoenix dactylifera (date palm), 2240 nucleotides long. NCBI's taxonomy places the organism in Eukaryota, Viridiplantae, Streptophyta, Magnoliopsida, Arecales, Arecaceae. The record is from RefSeq and is a predicted model, not a curated record.
UUACUUUUGAUAAAGUAUUCCUGUGUCGUGGCUAUAAGCCAGAAGACUGUCCUCUCUUAUGCCCCACUCACCGAAGGUUUGGUGAUAUUUUCAGCUGUUACUCACGAUCUGGGCUACCGAGGAAAGCUAUGACAUCCAAAUACAAGAGGUGAAAUGCUACAAGCUUUUUCUGGAGGAAAUGAAUUCCAGCAAAAUGUCUUCAAGGCAUAAGCGCUCCAAGAGUGAUUCUGAAAGGAGAAUAAGGGAAGAUAAAUUGGAUUCUUCAUCUAAAGCCAUCCAUCACAUUAAGCUGGAAAAGGGAAAUGCCAGGGAAGAUUUCGACAUGGAGAAGAAACCACUGCCUGAUGCUGAGAUCCAGGGUUCUUUGAAACAAGAGAUUCUGCAACUUGAGAAACGACUGCAGGAUCAGUUGAUGGUGCGUGGUUCUCUAGAAAAAGCAUUGGGAUUUAGGUCUUCUUCUCUUGAUUCUUCAAAUGAUAGUAUGAUGCCAAAGCCUGCUAAGGAACUGAUAAGGGAGAUUGCCGUUUUAGAGUUAGAAGUUACAUACUUGGAGCAGUAUCUGCUAUCACUCUAUCGAAAAGCUUUGGACCAACAAAUAUCCACAAUAUCCCCCCCUGCUGUUGGAGAGAGAUCAAAAAAACAAUCAAGCACCCAACCAGCGCUAGCUCAAGAAUCUGCGAAGCUAGACAUCUCAUAUAACAGAGGAAAUCCAGCAGUUCAAUCUGAUCGGAUACAGCUCCCUCGAGAAUGGGCUAUCAAUGCAGAGAGUGAAGCUUAUGAAGUCAAAAGCCAGAACAAUCUAGUUGGUUCUGGUGUUCGCAGGUGCCAUUCGCCGCUUUCAAAACGUGCAGUUUGUUCAGCUAGAAUAUCACCUUCAGCAGAAAGUCUAGCUAGAGCUCUUUACUCAUGUCACUCUCAACCUUUGUCUUUUCUCGAGGAAGAACAGAAUGCUACUUCAGGAGUGACGAGCUUAGCAGGAUAUCAUGGUGCUUAUUUAGCUGAUCAUGUUCCUGAGACUCCUAAUAAACUUUCUGAGAAUAUGGUUAGAUGCAUGGGUGCUAUAUAUUGUAAACUUGCUGACCCUCCUUUAGUUAAUCAUGGAUUGCCAUCUUCUCCAACUUCAUCCUUUUCGUCAAUGAGUGCACUAUCUCCUUAUUAUUCGGGAGAUAUGUGGACUCCUGUCUAUCAAAGAGAAUGUACUCUUGAUGCUCGGCUAAUAAAUCCUUUCCGAGUUGAAGGAUUUAAAGAGUUUAGUGGACCAUACAAUGCAAUGGUGGAGGUGUCUUUGAUUUGUAGGGAUCGUCGGAGGUUGAAAGAUGUUGAAAAGAUGCUACAAAAUUAUAAGUCCAUAAUUCGCCGGUUGGAAACAGUUGAUCCAAGAAAGAUGAAGAAUGAAGAAAAGCUUGCCUUUUGGAUCAACAUACAUAAUGCUUUAAUGAUGCAUUUUGUGCUGCCUCUGCAGGCAUAUUUAGAAUAUGGCAUUCCACAAAACAAUGCAAAAAAGGCAUCACUUCUCAUCAAGGCUACAUGCAAAGUAGGUGGUCACUCUGUAAAUGCAGCAACAAUACAGGGUUCAAUUCUCGGAUGCCGAAUAAAUUGUCCUGGACAGUGGCUUCGGACAUUUUUCUAUCCAAGGAUGAAGUAUAAAGCUGGCCAUGAGUGGCAAGCCUAUGCGAUUGAGCAACCAGAACCACUCCUACGCUUUGCACUUUGUUCAGGAAGCCAUUCUGAUCCUGCGGUCCGAAUAUAUACUUCCAAGAGAUUGUUCCAACAACUGGAAUCUGCAAAAGAAGAAUUCAUUCGCACAUCUGUCGCUAUUUGGAAGGAGCAGAAGAUCCUUCUGCCAAGGAUGAUUGAUGCAUACGCAAAAGACACAAGAUUAAGUUUACAGGAUUUGGCAGACAUGAUUCAACGCUAUCUUCCUGAGAGUCUUAGGAUGGCCAUGCGUAGAUGCCAACGAGGAAGAGCAAACAAGAUCGAAUGGAUGCCUUACAAUUACACUUUUCGGUAUCUGCUAUCAAGAGAAUUAGCUUUUCCUCAGAUUGACUGACAAUAUGCAUCACUAAGAUAGAAAAUAAGGCUUGGGAAUUUGUGUGUGUUAGAAUGGGAUGAGUUGAGUGUUAUAUGUUCUUCUUCUUCUUCUUUUAUGAAUUUAAUUUUUUGUACAACAAGAGUUGAUACAAGUGUACAUAAAGGCUAGAUGGAUUGUAUUAUUGUAUAUAAAUCAAUUUUUAAAUCAA